AUGUUGCCUCUGCUACCGGAUACAGCACGGCCAGACUUACAAUAUGAAACCGGAAAUGAGUCUGAGGAUGAUUCGUUCCUAGCAGAACCAACCGAAUCACAUCAAGACUUGAAUUAUGUGGAGUUUGAUUUCACCAAACAGAAUAACCAAUCCAACAGUUCAUUGAACAGAGCCAUGUCAUUUAUGCAAUCUAGUGAUAGUUUAGUCACCCAACUGCGAAACACUACGACACUGAAUAGUGUAUCAUCUACAAGGAACAGUAUAUCAUCGCCUGGAAUGGCCAGAAGUCUUUCCCCGGUUCAAAAGAAGGUCCAUACGACCGCAAUCAAGGAGAAUCACGAUGACGAGGACGUGGAUCCAGUGAAAGCCACGGCCAACGAUAAAGUUAGCACGGAUGUUGAUGAAGAGGAUGACUUCUUUAAUGAUAAGGAUACUGCUUGGAAACAUAUCAAACAGAUCACAGAAUUCGACUACUACAACGAUAGAGGGGAUUUGGAGUUUAAAGGUGAAACCACCGAUCCUUUCCUUGAGAACUUGGCCAUGACCACUGGGUAUACGAGAAUAGAUACCGAGGAACAAGUGGCCAAAUACUUGGAACUAGACCGAAAAACAGACUUCCUUUUCAAGGACACGGUUCCAGAUAAAGUGGCACAGUAUCAAGACAUGGAAUAUAAUUCUGAUGAUGAUUCAGGAUACCAUGAUGAAGCCAUAAACUCUUCGGAUACGUUGGAAUCUACAAGACAAAUGCUUACCGAGAAUCAACAAUUUGCAUAUGUUGCAGCCACAAAGUUAAUAACCGUGGAAAUGGCCACUAAUUUAGCCAAAAUCAAGCUUCCAGCAAGCUCCAAAUAUUCUAGUCAAUUCAAUCUUGGUCAAAGAAACUUUGCAAAUUGGACCAUGUAUGUUAUGUUGAAGAUGUAUGAACAUAUGAAGUGUUCUGAAGAAGAACAAGCCAUGAUAGAGAAACUUAGUGUUCAUGGGAUUGAAAUUGAUCCUUUAUUGGAUUCAUUAAGGAAUGAUCCUCAUCAAGUUCCUGCCACAUUACGUAAGAAUAAGAAGUACCAUUGGAGUAAAGAAGCUCCCUAUGAUUUAAGAUGGGUCAUUGUAUGUGAUUUAUUCCUAUUACUUUUAAGUGAUGGUUAUUUUGAUAGUAGAUCAAAGACAUUACUAUUAACAUUUGCCCAAUACCUUGGAUUAAGAGAAUUGGAAAUCUUACAGUUUGAAAGAAGACUAACAAGUAGUCUCGAUAUUGAAACUAAUAACAAAUCCAUUGAAAAUGAUGAUGAAAAGUUAAUUGAUAAGAUUUUGAUUGAUAAACAAAUUAAAAAGAAUAAGAAAAAAAGAUUGGCUUAUAUUGGUAUGGCAACUUUAGGUGGUGGGCUUGCAAUAGGGUUAUCAGCUGGGUUAUUAGCACCUGUUAUUGGUGCUGGGUUGGCUGCUGGGUUAACAACCAUAGGAAUCACUGGUUCCGGUGGGUUUCUUGCGGGAGUUGGUGGAGGUGCAAUCAUUACCACUGCAGGUAUUGCUAUUGGAGCCAAUGUUGGAGCUAAAGCAGGGUCUAGAAGAGCCGGAGAUGUUCAUACCUUUGAAUUCAAACCCCUACACAACAAUAAGCGUGCCCAAUUGAUUCUUACGGUAUCUGGAUGGAUGAACAGUGAUUUGGAUGAUGUUAGAUUACCAUUUUCCACCGUUGAUCCAGUAAUGGGAGACAUUUUCUCUUUAUUAUGGGAACCGGAAAUGUUACGAUCUAUGGGUCAAACUAUAGGAAUUCUUGCCAGUGAAGCCUUAUCUACAUCAAUUCAACAGAUUUUGGGAGCAACCAUUUUAACUUCCCUUAUGGCUGCAAUCCAAUUACCAAUGAUUUUAUCCAAGUUGUCUUAUUUACUUGAUAAUCCAUGGAAUGUUUCUCUCGAUAGAGCAUGGAAAGCAGGCAAGAUAUUGGCAGAUAAUUUGAGUGAGGGGAACUUGGGUAUAAGACCCAUCACCCUUGUUGGGUUCUCAUUAGGAUCUCGUCUUAUCUAUUCAUGUCUUACGGAAUUGGCCAGAAGAGGGAUCUAUGGGUUGGUAGAAAAUGUGAUUAUUCUUGGGUCUCCAGUUACAGUUAAUGUUGACCAAUUAUCUUUAGCUCGUUCAGUUGUUAGUGGACGUUUCAUCAAUGGGUAUUCCAAAAAGGACUGGAUUUUGGGCUAUUUAUUUCGGGCCACUAGCGGAGGUCUUAUGACCGUUGCAGGAUUAUCCCCCAUUGAGAAUGUUUAUGGAAUAGAGAACAUAGAUUGUACGGAGUUUGUGGAGGGCCAUAUGGCUUACAGACAAGCCAUCCCCAAGAUUCUAAAGGAACUUGACUGGGAAGUCUUGAGUGAAACGUUUGCUGAAAUCGAAGAGCCCGAUCCAGAACAAGUGGAAAGACAACGAAAAUUGGUGGACGAGUUUGAAGAGGCCAAACAGAAAAUGGAACAAGAUAUUGAAAAUGGAAAGUACAAGAAGAAGAGCUGGAAGUUCUGGACUAAGCCUUCGAAAAAGAAUUGGUGGGAUACAGUUGGUAAUACAGCAACUACAAAGAAUACAGAAGAAGCCACAUCUACUGAGUCCAACGAUACAGGGGCCACUGUACCCAAUAGGGAAACAGAAGAGUAUCAAGUCGAGACCGAGACCGAGACAGAGACAGAGUCCGGUGCUUUAUUCGACAUCGAUGCCUUGAAAAAUGAAAUCAAAGACAUAGAAGCCACCACCCAAAAGGCUCAUCACUAA
Lizanozyma spartinae is the source of this 2748-nucleotide messenger RNA. RefSeq lists its product as uncharacterized. The coding region runs from base 1 to 2748 and encodes 915 amino acids. The transcript has a single exon. The record is from RefSeq and is a predicted model, not a curated record. NCBI's taxonomy places the organism in Eukaryota, Fungi, Ascomycota, Pichiomycetes, Serinales, Debaryomycetaceae.